Molecule: messenger RNA, 994 nt
Organism: Capra hircus (goat)
Lineage: Eukaryota; Metazoa; Chordata; Mammalia; Artiodactyla; Bovidae
Gene: MED10
Product: mediator complex subunit 10
Exons: 4
Coding region: 71-478 (135 amino acids)
Biological process (GO): positive regulation of transcription by RNA polymerase II
Cellular component (GO): mediator complex; chromatin
Molecular function (GO): transcription coregulator activity
Source: RefSeq, a predicted model, not a curated record
GCGGGCCCGGACGGAAGCAGGAAGCGGUGGGGCAGGACCACGCCCGCGGCGGUGUGCGGGCUGUGCGGCGAUGGCGGAGAAGUUCGACCACCUGGAGGAGCACCUGGAGAAGUUUGUGGAGAACAUCCGGCAGCUCGGCAUUAUCGUUAGCGACUUCCAGCCCAGCAGCCAGGCCGGGCUCAACCAGAAGCUGAAUUUUAUUGUUACUGGCUUACAAGAUAUUGAUAAAUGCAGACAGCAGCUUCAUGAUAUCACGGUCCCUUUAGAAGUAUUUGAAUACAUAGAUCAAGGGCGAAACCCCCAGCUCUACACCAAAGAGUGCCUGGAGAGGGCUCUGGCCAAGAAUGAGCAAGUUAAAGGCAAGAUCGACACAAUGAAGAAAUUUAAAAGCCUGUUAAUUCAAGAACUUUCUAAAGUAUUUCCAGAAGACAUGGCUAAGUACCGAAGCAUCCGAGGGGAGGACCACCCUCCCUCCUAACCGCACCCGCCCUCUGUCUGAAGACCCUCCUCGUCCUGCAGAGUUGUCAUGGCCCUCAGGCCGCUGUGACUGAGCGCGUCGUCCGUCCCCCUGUCCCCGUCGCGGGCCCCUGGGGAUGGGGCCUGCAGGCAUGCGGGCAGUGCCCCCAGCCUGCCCUCCCCGGCGCUCUGUGUGGUCCUCACCCCUCAGACGGUUGGUGAUCACACAGCUUUGAGCGCGAGGCAUCUGCGUCUCCACGGCCAAGCAGCCUUGGAAAUAAUAUCACAGGUAAACCAAACGUUUUUAAAACCCGCGCUGACAGUUUUCUUUUAAUGUACUCUUUCUGUUCCUUUUUUUUUUUUUAAUGUCAAAACUGAAAAAAAAAUGGGAAAAUUGGUUUAAUAUGAGAAGUACUUUAAGUUGGUUUUAAGUGCUUUAAAUUGUAUAUUUUUGAGUACGGUGCAUAAAGAACGCAUUCGGUGGAACUGUGUUUCCAAGGACUUCAGUUUGUCUAACGCAAUAAAGUCUUCAAACACU